This is a messenger RNA of Cheilinus undulatus (humphead wrasse), 2379 nucleotides long. Its product is annotated as MAM domain-containing protein 2-like. The transcript has 15 exons. The coding region runs from base 177 to 2273 and encodes 698 amino acids. Lineage: Eukaryota; Metazoa; Chordata; Actinopteri; Labriformes; Labridae. The record is from RefSeq and is a predicted model, not a curated record. Gene Ontology annotation, cellular component: membrane.
GACUGAGUGUGUGCAGUGUGCUGCCAGUCUGUGAGCUGGAGAGACACUCAAGGGAGAAAUCUUUGCAGACAAAACUUUGGGAAAUACUUUUUUUUUCGACUUUGGAUGCACAUAGAAGAUCUUUCUUUGUGUUUUUAUUUCCUCGGAAAGUUGGUUUAUAUCCACUGAGAGCUGCAAUGCUUCUCUACCUCCUGACUUUUGCUGCCACCGUCCAAGCACACAGCCAACUGUUGCCUGGCUCCUGCAACUUUGAGUCCAACACCUGCGGAUACACGUCAGAUGCUGACUUUGCAAGCUGGACGCUGUACAAAGAUGGCCGUUUCGUUGCCGUGGAUGCCGUCCCAGCUGAUGUCGAGGAUGACAAUUCAGAUGCAUAUCCUGGACCACAGAAAGAGACCAUAGGCAUCCUUCUGAGCCCGGCUCUGGAGCAGGAUGAGUGGAGCUGCCUGAGGCUCGUCUAUCAGAUCAGCGGGUCGGGGAGUCUGACGGUGCUGCAGCGUACCGAGGGGAAGAGCUUCGACAGGCCACUGUGGAACAGCCAGGAGGCCUCUGACAGCUGGGUCAUCUCAAGCAUGGACCUGCAGAACAACACUGAUCCCUACAGGGUUGUGGUUGAAGGUAAACCUGGAGCGAGCCCUGGGAGCAGCGUGGCCAUCUUUGAGAUCCACAUCAGCCCCGGAUACUGCCUGGACUGUGAUUUUGAGGAGUCUCACCUGUGUGGAUACAGUAAUCAGUGGAACGCUAAUGUCAACUGGUUUGUUGGAGGAGGGAUGGGGCAGCUGCUCCACAACGACAUGCCCAAUGACCACACAUACAACAACAAGACGGGUCACUUGAUGUACGUGGACUCAAUCUACGCCAAGACUUUCAAAGAAGUAGCCAAGCUGGUGUCUCCAAUGACGAUGGUGCCGAUGUCAGGCUGCCUGAGCUUUCAGUACCAGCGUAGCGAGGAGAGAGGAAACCUGUUUUCCGUUUACACCAGAGAUAAACUGGGUCAGUACCAGGAGCUGUGGAGGGCAGGGAAAGAGAAUCAGAGCGACUGGAGCACGACACUGGGAGAAUGGGUACCUGUGCAGGUGGAUCUGAAGGCACCGUACUCUGUACAGGUGGUCUUUGAAGUGGCCUUUAACAGCCCGAGAGGCGGACGCAUUGCAGUUGAUGACAUUUCCUUUUCUCCAGAGGUUUGCAGCACAGACUCUGAGCCGACAUUUGACCCCUCCAUUGCCAACUGUGACUUUGAGUCAGGUCUGUGUCGGUACACCCAGGACCAGGCAACCGGCUCAUGGAGGAGAAUAUCUGUGAAGCCAAAUAUUUUCAGGAAUGGAGAUCACACCACAGGAGCAGGAUCUUUCUUGUUGGCUCACUCUCGACUGAACCCACGCUCCGGUUAUGUUAAUCGUCUGAUCAGUCCAACUCUCCCCGGGAACACGAAGUUCUGCCUGAGAUUUUACUUCUCUCUGCGGGGAAUAACUCUGGCAACGGAAGGUUUCAACCAGACGGACCGAGCUCUCGCUGUUUAUCUGCAGCAGCAGCCGAACGGCAGCCAGGAGAAGAUCUGGACACAAGGAGAGAAAUCCAGAGGAAUCUGGAUUGGGGCAGAUGUCACAUUUCAGACGUCGAAGCCCGCCAAGGUGGUCUUUGUCAGCACCUGCAGGAGCUUCUGGGAUUGCGGUUCUGUGGCUUUAGACGAUAUCAGUGUCAGCCUUGGAGACUGUGAGCUAACGGCAGGGUACUUGUCCUCACCCAUCCCAGGACACUGUGACUUUGAAAAAAGUCUGUGCGGUUAUACCCAGGACAAACAGAGCGAUGAUGCUGACUGGGAGUGGAGGAGAGGGCCAACCCCAACCUCAUACACUGGACCCAGAGGAGACCACACCACAGGACUGGGACACUACAUUCACCUGGAGGCGUCGCCCUUACUUCCUGGUCAAAGCGUCCGGCUGCUGUCCUCCAAUCUGAGGGGCUCCAGGGGGCCUCAGUGUCUGCGUUUCUUCUACCACAUGUAUGGCUCCGGCACGGGACAGCUCAACAUUCGCCUCAGCAAGGACGGAGCCGACCAGCUGCUGUGGCAAAGGAAUGGUGAGCAGAGCGUCGCCUGGCUGAGAGCAACUGUGGAGUACCAGUGUGACUGCCAGCAUCAGAUUGUGUUUGAAGCCACCAGAGGUUCAUCAGUAAGGAGCGACAUCGCCAUUGAUGACAUUAUCUUAGAAGGUGGACCUUGCCCAGUAAUGGAUAUCAAGACCUCUGUGGGAACCUCCAAUGAGAUCGAGUAAAAAAGGAUGAGAUCAGCUGUGUAGGAUGCAUGAACCCUGUAUUUUUGCACAUUACAGACUCCUACAUGGAGGGAGGGUAGGGAUUUGGGUAAAAAAAAAAAAAAAA